Oncorhynchus masou masou (cherry salmon) is the source of this 6383-nucleotide messenger RNA. RefSeq names its product tectonin beta-propeller repeat containing 1b (gene tecpr1b). NCBI's taxonomy places the organism in Eukaryota, Metazoa, Chordata, Actinopteri, Salmoniformes, Salmonidae. Bases 211 to 4026 code for a protein of 1271 amino acids. Gene Ontology annotation, molecular function: phosphatidylinositol-3-phosphate binding. The transcript is spliced from 26 exons. Gene Ontology annotation, biological process: autophagosome maturation. Gene Ontology annotation, cellular component: autophagosome membrane; lysosomal membrane. The record is from RefSeq and is a predicted model, not a curated record.
GAACGAGACAUUAUACCUUCAGAAUGGGAAUAAAAAGCGCAUAGAGUAGAAUAAUCGGGUGGAUGAUUUGGCCCACUAAAUGCAGCUAAACCUACAAACACGGGCAAAGAGAGCCCAACGGAAGAAGGCUGCGAGAAACGUGUUACAACUGAAAAAUACUAGAGGCUUCAACUGUGACAAAGCCGUUUAAAACAAGUGUACAGCCUCAUCAUGUCCAGCUCGCUCCUAUGGGCAGUGGACGUAUACGGGAAGGUGUACAGCCUAUCCACCACCAGAGGGCGCUGGGAGCGUGACGAGGACACCCUCCUGGAACUAAAGCGUGUUACCGCUGGACAGAGGUGCAGCUGGGGAAUUGGCUGUGACCACCAUGUUUACCUCAAUAUCGACCCUGGGGAGGUGCCAAUUCGCUAUCGAGAGGAGACAUAUGAGAACCAGAGGUGGAACCCAGUGGACGGCUUCACUGACGUGCUGCUGCCCACUGACCGUUGGGCCUGGAGUGACCUCACAGGGGGGACCGCCCAGCCGCUUCACAGCUUCCUGUUGCCCUCAAACAGCUGGGAGUGGGAGGGGGACUGGUACGUUGACCAGGUCUGCGCUGGAGGAGACCCCAUUGAAACUGGGGGCUGGGAGUAUGCAGUGGACUUUCCUGCUAACUUCUCCAGAGAGAAGAAGUGGAACUCGUGUGUUUGUCGCAGGCGAUGGAUUAGAGACAGGAUAUACAAAGCCAGAGGCUCUUGGACUAAGAUCCCCUUGGACCACCCCAAGCAGCCCCCUCUUCCCCUCAGUGACGUUAGCUGUGGAGGCUGGGAGAUGAGCGACCAACCCGGGCGAUAUCACUUCCUGUGGGGUGUGUCCCAACAAGGACAGGUGUGGUUCAGGAGUGGCAUCCUGCCACAGGUCCCCGAGGGCCAGUGCUGGGAGCAGGUGGAGGCCCCCAGGGAGGUGGCCCAGAUCUCUGCCGGACCAGGGGACUUGCUCUGGGCUGUACUCUGGGACGGACAGCUACUGGUCCGUACAGGCAUCUGCCUGGACAGCCCUACAGGUUCCUCCUGGGUGGUGGUGGAUUCUCCCCCAGUAAACGAGGGCGGAACCAUCCAUGUUGCUGUGGGGGUCAGUGUGGUGUGGGCCGUCACUAAGGACUACAAAGUGUGGUUUCGGCGGGGGGUGAACUCCCAUAACCCCUGUGGCUCAGGAUGGAUCAGCAUCGGUGGGGAGAUGAUGAUGGUGGAUGUGGGACUCAAUGACCAGGUGUGGGGAGUUGGAGAGGACCGUGGUCUGUAUUUCAGGAAGGGUGUCACCGCAUCGGAGCCCAGUGGUAGGGGCUGGAUACCUGUUUCUGCCCAAUGGGGUCACAGCAAAGAGAUGGUCCAACCCAGUGCUGGCUGUGAGUUCGGGGGACAGGUGACCAAUGCUUCCCAUGGCUCUGUUCUGACCUGCGAGGACUCAGGGGACACAGAGCUCCUCCUCACCACCAUCCCCCCGAGGCCACAGGACACCCCCAAAGCCUUCAUCCCCACCAGUGACAGCUUCAUCUCCAGCCUGGUGGCUGACCGUGAGCCCCUGAGGACCCCCACACCCUCCCCCAAAAAGCCACCCCAGGGGAAGGACAGCGAGGCCACCCCAGCCCCGAUGUGCAAUGUGGACCUGGACGCAGCUCAGAGCCCCCAGGGAGAGGCAUCUUCUCUUGGCAGAGCAGGGGACGUGGGACCCCCCUCAGUGGCCACCUACCCCCUGGGUCUGGAGCCCCCUCUGGGUUUGGGGGAGGAGGAUGGGCCUGUAUGGGCCUGGAUCUCUGGUGGAGGCUGUGAUGUGGACCAUACAGCUCAGAUGACCUGGCUCAGGCCUGCAGACCCAUGCUCCACUGCCCUGUCCAUUGCCCCUGUUGAACCAGAAGCCUCGACAGCUAGGAAGGCCGAGACCACCACCAGUAAGGAGCCAGUGGAGAGAAGCGCGUCUGUGUGGGUGAGGAAGGGCAGCAUGCGCUGGUGGAGGGACUGGAAGCCCUAUCGCUGGGUGGAUGUGUGCGUGGCCCUGGAGCAGUCCACCAACGUCAAUGGCAAGAGGGAUGCCAUCUUCUUCAUCUACUUCACCCAGUAUGACGAGAAGAAGUACCUCCAUGUGUUUAUAAGUGAUGUGACGGUGCUGGUUCCUGUGCUGAAGGAAAACUCCCAUCAUGCCUUUGCGGUGUACACGUCAGAUAGCACAAAACAAAGAUGGCCGCUGAUCCUGGCUGCACAGACUGAGAAGGACAUGGCUGACUGGCUGUCCCUGUUGGCUGGGUGCUGCUGUGAGGCCAGAGGGAUCUGGGGAACCCCCUCCCGACAGGCCCUGUGGUCAGUCACCUCCAAGGGGGACGUGAUGGUCCACGAGCCCUCUCCCUGUCUGGAGGCCCCGGCACACACCUUGCCCUGUGACAUGAUGUUUUGGCUGCAGGUCCCGGGCCACCUGCGCUGUGUAGAGUCUAACAGUCUGGGUGUGGUGUGGGGGAUCGGGUAUGACGGCACCGCCUGGGUCUACUCUGGUUCGGGCAGCGCUGCUGAGGAAGAGCCCCCUCAGGGAGACAGUCGUAUCCUGCACACACAGACAGAUGGAAGGACUGUGUACGUCUAUGAGAACCAGCGAUGGAACCCUGUGACCGGAUACACAGACAAGCUUCUCCCCACAGACCGGUUCCCGUGGAGUGAUGACACCGGUUUUACAGAGUGCACCAAGUCCACCACCCACCCUCCCUCGCCUCAGUGGAGCUGGGUGACAGAGUGGGCCGUGGACUUGUCUUUCUCAGGAGGGACAGACAGAGAGGGGUGGCAGUAUGCAGCAGACUUCCCUGUGACGUUUCAUGGCAACAAGAGCCUGAAGGACUUUGUCAGGCGUCGGCGCUGGGUCAGGAAGUGUAAAAUCACCCUGACUGCCCCAUGGCAGGAAGUCCCGCCCAUCCCCCUAAGUGAUAUCACAGUGUUGCCGUGCCUGGCUCAGAGCAGUAUGGAGCAGGUCUCAGUCUGGGGCCUCAGUGACAAGGGGGACGUCCUGUGUCGCCUUGGGGUCACCCCCCAAAACCCUGCGGGUUCCUCGUGGCUCCACGUGGGUACUGACCAGCCCUUCAAGUCCAUCUCCAUCGGGGGAGGUCACCAGGUGUGGGCCAUUGCCAGGGACAGAGCUGUGUUCUACAGGGGCUCAGUGUCUGCCAGAAACCCUGCAGGAGAGUGUUGGUACCACAUCCCUUCCCCACCCAAACAGAGCCUCAGACAGCUGUCUGUAGGGAGAACCUCUGUCUACGCCGUGGACGAAAACAGUAACCUGUGGUACAGACAGGGCCUGACUCCCAGCUACCCCCAGGGCUCAGCCUGGGAGCUCCUCUCCAACAACGUGACCAAAGUCUCAGUAGGACCUCUAGAUCAGGUGUGGGUGAUAGCAGACUUGGUCCCAGGCUGCCCCAGUGAGCUGUCUGUUCCUGGAGCUGUUUGUCACAGGCUGGGGGUGGGACCUAUGCAGCCCAAGGGCCAGUCCUGGGACUACGGCAUCGGGGGAGGAUGGCAGCACAUCAGUGUGAGAGGGAACUCCACAGAGGCUCUACGUGCCACCCCAGUCCUUACUGGAUCCACCCCCCGUAGCCCACUCCCUGCCAAGCCAGUCCUUACUGACACCACCCCCCGUAGCCCACUCCCUGCCAGGCCAGUCCUUACUGACACCACCCCCCGUAGCCCACUCCCUGCCAGGCCAGUCCUUACUGACACCACCCCCCGUAGCCCACUCCCUGCCAAGCCAGUCCUUACUGACACCACCCCCCGUAGCCCACUCCCUGCCAGGCCAGUCCUUACUGACACCACCCCCCGUAGCCCACUCCCUGCCAAGCCAGUCCUUACUGACACCACCCCCCGUAGCCCACUCCCUGCCAGGCCAGUCCUUACUGACACCACCCCCCGUAGCCCACUCCCUGCCAGGCCAGUCCUUACUGACACCACCCCCCGUAGCCCACUUCCUGCUAGGAUACCUUUGUCAAAGGAGAACGGGAACUCUGUGGGUCUGUAGGGUCUCUACUAACCCGCCCCUCCAUCUCUACCCACAGCCCUGUGUGUGCCUGAUUCCAUUUCCAAUACAACCCAGCACAAACAUGGUAAUGUUGGUCUAAAUGUAAAGAGCAUGAAUUGGUUGGUUAUUUAAAUCACUUAGUGCUGGGCUGAAACAUGUUGGCCACCUUUGACCCAGCACUGGAAGUAUUAGUGCUUCUGUCAGUUUAUCCAUUCCACGGUCUGAACUUUAGUGGCAGGUGCUAAGAGAAGUGGUUAGGGUGAGAAAUGGAACCGAGCCUGUGUCCCAUACAACACACGCCACUCCCUUGGACCUCUGUGUAGUCUUGCUUUGUAUGAUUUUGUUUUUGCUUCCUCAUUUGCCUAGUUGACACACCUUGUAUGUAAUGCUUUGGAAUUUGUUUACUGUCAUCUUGGUUUGGCUGCAUGAUGUUGUAGUGGUUGAAGUAGCUUUUUCUUCAGAACUAAAAAUAUCAACUCUAGUCAUAGCUCUGGGCUUCCAUGACAAGGAUUAUUUAAUCAAUUUACAACCAGAUUUUUUUUCCUCAGAUGGUUAAACAAUACAGACCUGAAUAGCAUCUAUUUGCUGUGUUAUGUAUUAACAUCCAGAAUGUUAUGAAUAGGACCAGGAGUUCUGCUUGAGUCACAUGAUCUGCAGAAGCUCCAGGCUCUAGUUAUGACGUGUCCCUGGUGGAUUACUUCAGUAUUCCAUGCAGAUACUGAGGCCGGGAUUCAAACAGCACUGUGCCUACAUUGCAUUACACUAAUGACAAUUUCCUGGAUGUUAGGUGAUGUCAGCUACCUUUAAAGUGCAGCGUAAUGUCUGCGCACGUUUGAAUUCCUGUCUGAGUUUGCUGUGGCCUUGACUGUUGAAGCUGUGAAUAUUCUCUUACAAGGACCGACAACUGAAAUAAAUUCCAAAACAGCUCUGCAACCUUGGGUGUUCUUUGUAUGGGCCUGGAGUUUCACUAUACCUGUACAAACAGAUGUUAUGUAAAGAUCUAUUUAACAUUUUGUUCUACCAAGAUUGGCUAGUUGAGCACAGUGUUACUCAACCAUCAAUCCUAUCAGACAAGCUAUAGAAGUAAAUGUGCAUUUAUUUCCAUAUUAAACAUUUCAUUCAAAUACACUAAGCAUGAUCAUCAAUAUGAAGUAAAAAUAUUACAAUUUGUAAAAUUUACAGUUAUGGACAGAAUGGAUUUUCUUGUUUGUCUUAAGGUGCUUCACAAUAGGAUGUUGAUGUAAUUUUAGGAAGUGUCUGGCGCUAAUAGUAUUACAUACCUGCCGGAGUGGCAGCUUGUAAAAAUGGGAAAGCUGUUCUGACUAGAUGUGCAUUACAUUUCUACACUUCAAAAACAAACACUGAAGUGUACCAUCUAAAUGUUAAUAUCUUUAAAGCUGGUGGACCAAAACUUGCUUUUGGUCCACGAAAAUAUUUCAAAGUGAAAUUGAGCAACCAGUGAGUGAUUUCCACUAGAUGGUAGUCAGAACAGCUUUCCCAUUCAGACAGGAACUCCACAGCAAUCACAAUGCUAGCAGGGUAGUGGCCGUUACAUAUCACUCCUGUUACAGCAGAUAUGGACAUUUUCUCAAAUUACAAUUCAAUCUUGUGUAGCACCUUUCAAUUGAACCGUUGUCAAUUACUGUGAUAUGUUACUCUAAACGACAACCUCAUACCUAGGACUUGAUUCCAUCAUUCCCCAUGUACAGACAAAAUGAAACAUUUAUAUACAUCAGUACAGUUUAACAUUAAGUUAGCCUAAUCAAAUGUGCAAGAUUAAGCAAAUGUAUAUACUGUAGAAUAAAACAGGAUUUCCUUAAAUAAAAUACAGUUCAAGUUUAACUGAAAGAACACAGGCUGCUGGUAGUAGAGGUUAACCUUGUCUAGAACACUGGAGGUGAGGAGAAAAGGUUUAUGUAUCUGAAGACUUAAAUCAGGGGAAACCUUGACAAGUCACUAAACAUCGUUUCAUCUGUGUAGAACCCAUUGAGUCUGGAAGAAGGGUUUGACCUACAGGAACAGAAAGACCAUGAAAAGCUCACCUUGCUGAUCCAGCUAAAUAAUUGUUUAUAUACAUCAUACCGGAGACCGUCCGUUGAGUGGCGCCGGGGUGCUAUGGCAACAAUCCUUAAGGUAAUCUUUACCUUGGCUGUGUCACAUGCAGUAGUCAGUGAGAAUAACCCGUGUAGAAUUGGUUUGACAUAGUAAACCAAACAGAACAGGCAUGUCUGUCUUGGUUGAGUUAAUGUAAGAUCCCUGUACAGUACCAGAGAAAUGAUCUGCAUCCCAAAUAGCACCCUUUAGGGUGCUGUUUGGAACAGUGACACAUCCCUACUGGCUGCUCCUAUUAAACUCAG